Messenger RNA from Ahaetulla prasina, 4781 nucleotides. RefSeq names its product myosin IC (gene MYO1C). Gene Ontology annotation, molecular function: ATP binding; microfilament motor activity; actin filament binding. The record is from RefSeq and is a predicted model, not a curated record. Gene Ontology annotation, cellular component: cytoplasm; plasma membrane; myosin complex. Gene Ontology annotation, biological process: actin filament organization; vesicle transport along actin filament. Lineage: Eukaryota; Metazoa; Chordata; Lepidosauria; Squamata; Colubridae. The transcript is spliced from 32 exons. The coding region runs from base 285 to 3374 and encodes 1029 amino acids.
GUCCUCCGGGGUCCCGUCUCUGCGAUCACCCUGUAGCGGGAGUAGCCGCGGCCUCAGAGAGCUCCGGGCCCAGGCGGCGCUGCCGCGCCUGCGCGCUCCGCCCGUCGCUCCGCCUGGCUGGGACGGCCUCCGAGCCGUCGCCGCCCGCCCACCGCCCCGCGUGCCCACCUCCCCGCCGGGCGCCUCUGGCCGGCGAGAGAGAAGGGCGCGGCGGGCAGAGCGCAGCUGGACCUCGCGCGUCUCGCCUCCCGGACCAGGCAGGUGACGGUGCCCGCUUGGCAGAGAUGGAGAACGCCCUGACAGCCCGGGAUCGGGUGGGAGUGCAGGACUUUGUCCUGCUGGAAAACUUCACCAGCGAAGCUGCUUUCAUCGAGAACCUGCGCAGGCGGUUCAAGGAGAACCUCGUCUAUACAUACAUUGGCUCAGUUCUGGUCUCGGUGAACCCGUAUAAGGACCUGGAGAUCUACAGUAAGCAGCACAUGAACCGUUACCGUGGCGUCAGCUUCUACGAAGUCUCUCCUCACCUCUACGCCAUCGCUGACAACGCCUACCGCUCGCUGCGGACGGAGAGGAAGGACCAGUGCAUCCUCAUCUCGGGGGAGAGCGGGGCGGGCAAGACGGAGGCCACCAAGAAGAUCUUGCAGUACUAUGCAGUCACCUGCCCUGCGAGUGAGCAGGUGGAGACAGUGAAGGACAGGCUGCUGCAGUCCAACCCAGUCCUUGAGGCUUUUGGAAAUGCCAAGACUCUUCGGAAUGACAACUCCAGCCGGUUUGGGAAAUACAUGGAUGUCCAGUUUGAUUACAAAGGGGCUCCCAUUGGGGGCCACAUCCUGAACUACCUCUUGGAGAAGUCACGGGUGGUGCACCAAAAUCACGGUGAGAGGAACUUCCACAUCUUCUACCAGCUGUUGGAGGGGGGAGAGGAAGAUCUGCUGCGGAGGCUGGGGCUGGAGAAGAGCCCCCACCAAUACCAGUUUCUGGUGAAGGGCCAGUGUGCCAAAGUCGCCUCCAUCAAUGACAAAAGCGACUGGAAGGUGGUGCGCAGGGCACUGUCUGUCAUCAACUUCAGUGACAGUGAAGUCGAGGAUCUGCUGAGUAUCAUUGCAAGCGUGUUGCACUUGGGGAAUGUGCAAUUUACAACCAAUGAACAUGGCAGUGCGCAAGUGACCACAGAAAACCAGAUCAAAUACUUGGCCAGGCUCCUGGGCCUGGAGAACUUGGUGCUGCAGGAAGCUCUGACUCACAAGAAGAUCAUUGCAAAAGGAGAACAGUUGAUCAGCCCUCUCAGCCUGGAACAGGCCUCCUACGCUCGUGACGCUCUGGCCAAAGCUGUGUAUGGGCGCACCUUCUCCUGGCUGGUGGGCAAGAUUAACAAGUCCUUGGCUUACAAGGAGACGGAGAACCUGGGCUGGAGGAAAAGCUCAACUGUGCUGGGACUGCUGGAUAUUUACGGAUUCGAAGUUUUCCAGCACAACAGCUUUGAGCAAUUCUGCAUCAAUUACUGUAACGAGAAACUGCAGCAGCUUUUCAUAGAGCUCACCCUGAAAUCCGAGCAAGAGGAGUAUGAAGCUGAGGGCAUCGCGUGGGAACCAGUUCAGUAUUUCAACAACAAAAUCAUCUGUGACUUGGUGGAAGAAAAGUUUAAAGGCAUAAUUUCCAUUUUGGAUGAGGAGUGCCUGCGGCCUGGGGACGCCACAGAUAUGACCUUUCUGGAGAAGCUUGAGGAGACCAUCAAGAGUCACCCCCAUUUCCUCACGCACAAGCUGGCCGAUGCCAAGACCCGGAAGUCGUUGGGGCGGGAAGAGUUCCGCCUGCUGCACUAUGCCGGGGAAGUCACCUACAACGUGGCAGGUUUCUUGGAUAAGAACAAUGACCUGCUCUUCCGGAACCUCAAGGAGGCGAUGUGUGACUCGGAGAACCCCAUCAUCACCCAAUGCUUUGACAGGACGGAGCUGACCGACAAGAAGAGACCUGAGACGGCCGUGACCCAGUUUAAGAACAGCCUCUUGAAGCUGAUGGAGAUCCUCAUGUCCAAGGAGCCCUCCUACGUCCGCUGCAUCAAGCCGAAUCAUGCCAAGCAGGCUGGCAAUUUUGAUGAAGUUUUGAUUCGGCACCAAGUGAAAUACUUGGGCUUGAUGGAGAACCUGAGAGUGCGCAGGGCUGGUUUUGCAUAUCGGCGGAAAUACGAGGUUUUUCUGCAAAGGUACAAAUCUCUAUGUCCUGAAACAUGGCCCACCUGGAAUGGGAGGCCUCAGGACGGAGUGGCAGCCCUCCUGAAACACCUGGGCUUCAAGCAGGAAGAGUACAAGCUGGGCAGGACAAAAAUAUUCAUUCGUUUCCCUAAGACUCUAUUUGCGACAGAAGAAGCCCUGGAAAUUCGCAAGCAAAGUCUCGCCACAAAAAUCCAAGCUGCUUGGCGAGGCUUCUAUCGGCGAAAGAAAUACCUUCAAAUGAAGCAUUCAGCGAUCACUAUCCAGGCCUGGUGGCGUGGUACUCUGGGACGCCGGAAGGCUGCCAAGAAGAAGUGGGCAGUGGACAUCAUCCGGCGGUUCAUCAAAGGUUUCAUUUACCGAAAUUGCUCCCGCUCCCCUGAGAACGAAUACUUCUUGGACUACAUUCGUUACUCUUUCCUGAUGAACCUAAAGCGCAACCUGCCAAAGACUGUUCUAGACAAGUCCUGGCCAGUGCCGCCGCCUUCCCUGCGAGAGGUGUCCCAGCUAUUGAGGGAACUCUGCAUGCAGAACCUGGUUUGGAGCUACUGCAAGAGAAUCAGCCCCGAAUGGAAAGGGCAGCUCGAGCAGAAGGUGGUGGCCAGUGAAAUAUUUAAGGGAAAAAAGGACAAUUACCCCCAAAGUGUUCCUAGACUUUUCCUCAAUACUCGUCUUGGUACUGAAGAGAUAAAUGCCAAAAUCCUUCAGGUGCUGGGAAAUGAGGCGCUUAAGUAUGCCGUUCCUGUGAUCAAGUAUGACCGCAAAGGCUACAAGGCCCGUGCCAGGCAACUGCUGCUCACCCAGAAUGCAGCUGUGCUGGUUGAAGAGUCCAAAGUCAAGCAGCAGAUCGACUACGGCAACCUCACAGGCAUCUCAGUUAGCAGCCUGAGCGACAAUCUUUUUGUGCUCCAUGUGCUUCGUCAGGACAACAAGCAGAAGGGAGAUGUUGUGCUGCAGAGUGAUUUUGUGAUUGAAACUUUGACUAAAAUUGCCAUAAGUGCCAACAAAGUCAACAAUGUUAAUAUCAACCAGGGCAGCAUCAAAUUCAUAGUUGGACAAGGCAAGGAAGGCAUCAUUGACUUCACCUCAGGAUCUGAGCUGCUGAUAGCCAAAGCCAAGAACGGUCACCUGGCAGUCGUGGCUCCUCGUUUGAAUUCUCGAUGAUGGCGAUGGACACUUCUCUACAAGGAGCCAUAGACUAAUUCAGUGAACAUGGACGGAGGUUUUCCUUGCCUCUGUUCUCUGGCCACCAAUGACCCUCCUUUAGUUCUGUUCUUGGUUUUCGUUCUAUCCAUACCCAAUCUGCCGAUCGGCCCUAAACAGACUGGCGGCCAUGGUGCCCACAAAGAGAGUGAAGUAACCUGCAGAGUUGCCAACAAAUUCCAGUAAAAUGCCAAAUUUUAUAUGAAAAUAUUUUAUAAAGAAAUCCUCUCGUUUUUGGGUGCUUUGUAUGAAAAUAUAAAAAGCCAUAAUGUACAGAUGAAAUAUUGUAGAUAUUUCCUCCUUGUAUGGGAUGUUUGCACUAUGGAAAUUAUUUUCUUAUUUCUAAUUGGAGAAAUUAUGAUAAUCCAAGAAAUAUCAGCAUUCUUGGCAUUUCUAUAUUCUUCCCCUUUCCUUUCCUGGAAAUUUCCCAACACUUGACAAUUGCUAGUUUGGAUGGAUUACUUGUAUCUGCACUUUGACUUUGCCAAAGGGAGUUCAGCAAUAUCUUCUCCACAAACUGACCCCUAUUAAAAACGGGUUUUCUAUUAGUCUUCAACACAAUAUUUCUGGUUGCUAUGAAAUAUCAAGAAAAAAACAAAACUAUAAGAGCUUAAAAAUUACUGAAAUCAUUUCUGAAACCAGUGAUUUAAAAAGUGGUAGAAUCUUCAGAUUGCGAAGUUCUAAAUAUUUGGGAUUAUUUUUUUUUAAAAAAGUGUAUCUAGUAACACUAAGUCUGCCUUGUAACUUUUGACUAUGGCUUCAACAUUUUCAUGCGACACCGACAGCUUCAAAACUAGAGUUUGCAUAUGCCAGGCAGUUUGUUGCUUGCUGUCAUACGGACAGUUAGUUACAUUUUGAUUAUCUUUCAUGAAAGCUGUUUAAAUGAUUAUUGCUUCGUGUGCAAGCUUCCUUUUAAGCACUGGGCUUUUUUGCCCAAUUCAGAAUUUUAAAAUUUUUAAUCAUCUUACUCAGCUUGCUUUUUUUUCUAGCUUCAGAAAUCAGCUGUUCAAGGAGCCAAGUUUGUUUAUUGUCCUCUGAAAACUACACUGAUUGAAUUCAGAUUUCUGAAUUGUAAAGGAACAUUUACCGCACAAAGAUUUGGGAACAAGCUGCUUCAGUGCUUUUGUCUGUUGAUCUGAAAUAAGCCUUUUGCAUUACUUACAUAGAAUCAGUAUCAUUUUGUUUGUAUGUGCUUUAUUUACUGCUGCCCAGGUUCAAAGGGGAAAUUUUCCUUCCCUACAUGGUGACAAAUGUUUUACAUCAUUUCUAAAAUGGGGCCUAUGCUAUAGUGUACAUAAGAUUUAAGGCUCUGUGCAGUGUGCAGUAUGAAUCAAGAUAUAUAUGCCAAAUAAAUUUUUACUAAAAAUC